AUGUCUCACCAUCAAAACUCAACAACCGCUAACACGGCAAUGGCAAUACAUAACUUGACCAACACGACAAACACCCCCAUGCAGAGUGCCAGUAAUUUGAGACUAUUGAAUGGUAAUUUACCCAUGACUCCAGCAAAUCAAACUCCUGCUUCAACCGCCUCACCUCCUACUUCAAUGCGUGAUGAUUCUACCAUCGUGGGACUACAUUAUAAGAUCGGUAAGAAGAUCGGGGAAGGUUCAUUUGGGGUCCUUUUUGAAGGUACUAAUAUGAUUAAUGGUUUACCAGUAGCCAUUAAAUUCGAACCAAGAAAAACGGAGGCUCCUCAAUUGAAAGAUGAAUAUAGAACUUAUAAGAUUCUUACUGGAACACCUGGUGUUCCUCAAGCUUAUUAUUUUGGUCAAGAAGGGUUGCAUAAUAUAUUGGUUAUUGAUUUAUUGGGACCAUCAUUAGAAGAUUUAUUCGAUUGGUGUAACAGGAAAUUUUCAGUAAAGACUGUCGUGCAAGUUGCAGUACAAAUGAUUACUUUAAUUGAAGAUUUACAUGCUCAUGAUUUAAUUUAUAGAGAUAUUAAACCAGAUAAUUUUCUUGUUGGAAGACCAGGUCAUGAAGAUGCAAAUAAGAUUCAUUUAAUUGAUUUCGGUAUGGCUAAACAAUAUAGAGAUCCAAAGACGAAACAGCAUAUCCCAUACCGUGAAAAAAAAUCAUUAAGUGGUACUGCUAGAUACAUGUCUAUUAAUACUCAUUUAGGGAGAGAACAAUCAAGAAGAGAUGAUAUGGAAGCAUUGGGUCAUGUAUUUUUCUAUUUCUUAAGAGGUCAAUUACCAUGGCAAGGUUUAAAGGCUCCAAAUAAUAAACAAAAAUACGAAAAGAUUGGUGAAAAGAAGAGAACUACAAACGUUUAUGAUUUGGCACAAGGCCUUCCAAUUCAAUUUGGUCGUUAUUUGGAAAUUGUGAGAAAUCUUUCUUUUGAAGAAACUCCAGAUUAUGAAGGCUAUCGUAUGUUAUUAUUAUCUGCUCUUGAUGAUUUGGGUCAAUCUGCUGAUGGUGAAUAUGAUUGGAUGAAAUUGAAUGGUGGUCGUGGUUGGGAUUUGGCCAUUAACAAGAAACCAAAUUUACAUGGAUAUGGUCAUCCAAAUCCACCAAAUGAAAAAUCAAAGAGACAUAGAAAUAAAUUAAAUGCUGCUGGUGUUGCCGGUGGUAAUCCACAACAAAGGCAAACCAAUUCUCCAUUACAUACAGCACAUCAUACACCCCAACCACCACAAUUACAACCUUUACAACAAAAUCAACAUACGGAGAAUGAUAUGCAGCAAAAUGAAGCUCAGUUAGACCCAACUUCUUAUGAAGCUUAUCAACAACAAACACAACAAAAAUACGCACAACAACAAAAGAAAUCUCAAUUACAUCAACAACAUACCGCUACGAAGCAAGGUGCCAAUAUUAACAAUGGAAAAUACCAACACCAAGCACAACCUACUGCAGUUAAGCAACCCCAAAGAGGGCAACAGCAACAGGAUGAAAGCUCUGAUCACUCAGCAAAGGGAUUCUUUAGCAAAUUGGGUUGUUGUUAG
Naumovozyma castellii is the source of this 1572-nucleotide messenger RNA. RefSeq names its product casein kinase I homolog. NCBI's taxonomy places the organism in Eukaryota, Fungi, Ascomycota, Saccharomycetes, Saccharomycetales, Saccharomycetaceae. The record is from RefSeq and is a predicted model, not a curated record. The transcript has a single exon. The coding region runs from base 1 to 1572 and encodes 523 amino acids.